UCGCGCGCGCCUCCCGGAAGUGGCCGGCCCCGAGCGAGAGCGGGGUUGUCUGCGGUCCCUGGCUGUUCUGGGGAGUAGUCUCUGGGCAACAGGGCCCGGCGGGGAGAGAGCGUCCGGGCCGGGGCCAGGGCUGGGGCUGCACGUUGACGGGCACGGCGCAGAGCGAGACCUGGUGACGAUGGCGGGGCCGCAGCCCCUGGCGCUGCAGCUGGAACAAUUGUUGAACCCGCGCCCGCGCGAGGCGGAUCCUGAGGCCGACCCGGAGGAGGCCACUGCUGCCAGAGUGAUUGACAGGUUUGAUGAAGGGGAAGAUGGGGAAGGUGAUUUUCUGGCAGUGGGUAGCAUUAGAAAAUUGGCAUCAGCCUCCCUCUUGGACACAGACAAAAGGUAUUCUGGCAGGACUACCUCUAGAAAAGCUUGGAAGGAAGACCCCUGGGAGCAGACACUGCCAGGUUCAUCUGCCAAGGAAAUAAUAUCUGAUGAGGAUGAGUCUGGAGAUGGAGGUUCAGAGGGGCUGGGUCUGGAGGGAUCUGAUGAGGAUGCCACGAGUGCUGCUGAGGAAGAGGAGUGUGGUGAUGACAGGGACAGUAGUCUGGCCUGGAAGAAGAGGAUCAAAAGCUGCUCUGAGAGCACACCGGGUUUUAGUGUCCAGAGCAUCAGUGACUUUGAAAAAUUCACCAAGGGAAUGGAUGACCUUGGUAGCAGCGAGGAGGAGGAAGAUGAAGAGGAGGAGCCUGGUGUGGAAGAAGGGGAUGGGGAGGAAGACUCCACAAAUGAGAGAGAGGAAGACAGGGCUGAAGGCAGGAAUAGUGAAGAUGACGGAGUAGUGAUGACCUUCUCCAGUGUCAGAGUUUCCGAGGAAGUGGAGAAAGGAAGAGCUGUGAAGAACCAGAUAGCUCUGUGGGACCAGCUCUUGGAAGGAAGGAUCAAGCUUCAAAAAGCUCUGUUGACUACCAAUCAGCUUCCUCAACCAGAUGUUUUCCCUAUUUUCAGGGACAAAGGUGGCCCAGAAUUUGCCAGCGCCCUAAAAAAUAGUCACAAGGCCCUUAAAGCAUUGUUGAGGUCAUUGGUAGAUCUUCAGGAAGAGUUACUUUUCCAGUACCCAGACACUAGAUAUCUAGUAGAUGGGACAAAGGCCAAAGCAGUAAGUGAGGAAGAGAUUUCCAGUGAAGAUGAAGAGCUAGUAGAAGAGAAGAAGAAGCAGAGAAAGGCCCCACCAAAGAGGAAGCUAGAAACGGAGGACUAUCCCAGUUUCAUGGCUAAGCGUUUUGCCGACUUCACAGUCUAUAGGAACCGCACACUUCAGAAAUGGCAUGAUAAAACCAAGCUGGCUUCUGGAAAACUGGGGAAGGGUUUUGGUGCCUUUGAACGCUCAAUCUUGACUCAGAUCGAUCAUAUUCUGAUGGACAAAGAAAGAUUACUUCGAAGGACACAGACCAAGCGCUCCAUCUACCGAGUUCUUGGCAAACCUGAACCAUCAGCGCAGCCUGUCCCGGAGAGUUUGCCAGGACAACCGGAGAUCCUUCCUCAAGCCCCUGCCAAUGCCCACCUGAAGGACUUGGAUGGAGAAAUCUUUGAUGACGAUGACUUUUACCACCAGCUCCUUCGAGAACUCAUAGAACGAAAGACCAGCUCCUUGGAUCCCAAUGAUCAAGUGGCCAUGGGAAGGCAGUGGCUUGCGAUCCAGAAAUUGCGAAGCAAAAUCCACAAGAAAGUAGAUAGGAAAGCCAGCAAAGGAAGGAAACUUCGGUUUCACGUCCUUAGCAAGCUACUAAGCUUCAUGGCACCUAUUGACCAAACUACAAUGAAUGAUGAUGCCAGGACAGAGUUGUAUCGAUCUCUUUUUGGGCAGCUCCGCCCUCCUGACGAAGGCCAGAGGGACUGACAGUGCCCAUCUCUGUCGCUGCGGACCUGAGGCAGGGCCUCUGAACACCACGGCGCCUUAGCCAGGUCGGCUCCUCGUCGAGCCCCGAGUGGAGGAAGCCAUCGGCCAGCAGGGUCGAGCACAUUGGGAAGUCCCAGGAAGGGGUGCGUGCAGAGCACAUGCCUGCUAAGUCCCGGGAAGCCUGGAACCAAAUGUCCCAUGUCUUCCCUGCCCCAGUCUGCCAAGGACCGGUGCCCCACGCCCUUUCACCAUCACAAAUAAAGAGUAUUGUCACUGC
Messenger RNA from Neofelis nebulosa (Clouded leopard), 2162 nucleotides. RefSeq names its product apoptosis antagonizing transcription factor (gene AATF). Gene Ontology annotation, biological process: regulation of transcription by RNA polymerase II. Bases 179 to 1885 code for a protein of 568 amino acids. The transcript is spliced from 12 exons. The record is from RefSeq and is a predicted model, not a curated record. NCBI's taxonomy places the organism in Eukaryota, Metazoa, Chordata, Mammalia, Carnivora, Felidae. Gene Ontology annotation, cellular component: nucleus; nucleolus.